Peronospora matthiolae is the source of this 1065-nucleotide messenger RNA. Lineage: Eukaryota; Oomycota; Peronosporomycetes; Peronosporales; Peronosporaceae. The record is from the annotation of a GenBank genome assembly.
AUGAAGAAGUACGAGGCGGAUCAACGUACAGCUCAGCGAAUGAAUCGACAGCCAAACCGCUACCCAGAUCGACGUACUUUGCUCCAACCUUCACACGAAAGCCUUGACAUGCCGGAUGUGGAGAUGGAGUCGGUGGGGUCGGAAAUUUACCAACAUAUCCAUGAGGCGGCGGAAUACGACCCGGAUGAUCUAUGGAUGCCCGAACCACGGCGCCCUCAUGUAGCCGCGACCGGGGCGACUACCGGAGGGGGAAGCAUCACGCAGAGGAUCAGAAUCUCAGCGAUUUCUGAGCUGAAAGAAUUCUCAGGGAAGGAUCGGGAAGAAGACAAAGCACGGACCUGGAUCGGCAAAGUGAAAUCAGCGUUUAUCCGGGACCAAGCACCGGACGAGGAGAUAUGUCUGGUCUUCGGUGAUCUCAUGGUGGGCCCAGCCCGCUACUGGUAUCGACAGCUGAGUAGAUCGACGAGAUCCAAUUGGAAAGAAUUGAUGAACAGUUUUCUUGUGGAGUAUGCGGGACAAGGGAUGUCCGCGAGCAGGCAGUACUACCGCGCAAAGAAACGAUCGGAGGAAGAUCCUUUACAGUACCUGUAUCGGCUUAAUGUGAUGGGAAUGCAGGCGAAGAUACCGGUGAUGACUGGAUUGCCAGCUGCGCGCAAGGAACAUGUCAAUCAUUUCAUUGACACCUUGGACGACCCCGAUCUGUCCAAUCAAUUGCUACUGCUGAAUGUAGAAGACGCGGAGGCCAUGCAAAAGACACUGCACGGAUAUCAACAAGGGAGAUCGCGUCAAGGGAAAGUGAUGAUGGGAUCGUCCAAAUUCAGGCAGAAGGGAACUCAGGGUCCAGCGCUGUCUAAGCCUGCACGAGCGGUAAGGAUGGUCCGUACCGAGGACGUCUGCAGCGAGUCAGGAUCGGACACCUGCGGAUCGGAUUUGGAAGAUCGAUUGAGAUCGAUCCAUGUGGCUGCUACUGCGGAUCGCCGUUCAUCCCCCAAUGACGUUGCAGCAAACGCGAGAUCGGUCGACCCGAACACUCGUCAAGACUAUCAAAUCGCAAUAUGCCAUUGA